Molecule: messenger RNA, 877 nt
Organism: Numida meleagris (helmeted guineafowl)
Lineage: Eukaryota; Metazoa; Chordata; Aves; Galliformes; Numididae
Gene: PCGF1
Product: polycomb group ring finger 1
Exons: 9
Coding region: 84-869 (261 amino acids)
Biological process (GO): negative regulation of transcription by RNA polymerase II
Cellular component (GO): PRC1 complex
Molecular function (GO): promoter-specific chromatin binding; protein binding
Source: RefSeq, a predicted model, not a curated record
GGGAGCUGUGGUCGCGGGGAGAGGCGCCCGGCCCCGCCCCCGGCCCGAACCCGGAAGUGCGCGGGGGCGGAGGAGGUUCUAAGAUGGCGUCGCCUCCUCAGGGGGGCCCGAUGGCGAUCGCCAUGCGGCUGCGGAACCAGCUGCAGGCCGUCUACAAGAUGGACCCGCUGCGGAACGAGGAGGAGGUGAAGGUGAAGAUGAAGGAGCUGAACGAGCACAUCGUGUGCUGCCUGUGCGCCGGGUACUUCAUCGACGCCACCACCAUCACCGAGUGCCUGCACACCUUCUGCAAGAGCUGCAUCGUGAAGUACCUGCAGACCAGCAAGUACUGCCCCAUGUGCAACACCAAGAUCCACGAGACGCAGCCGCUGCUCAACCUGAAGCUGGACCGCGUCAUGCAGGACAUCGUCUACAAGCUGGUGCCCGGCCUGCAGGAGAGUGAAGAGAAGAGGAUCCGGGAGUUCUACCAGUCCCGCGGCCUCGACCGGGUGACGCAGCCCAGUGGCGAGGACACGGUGGGGGGUGACCCCAUGGGGCUGCCCUACAGCACCUUCGACCACUCCCGCGCCCACUACUUCCGCUACGACGAGCACGUCUCGCUCUGCCUGGAGAAGCAGAGCUCCAGCAAGGACAAGAGCAAGGCUGUUCUGCAGCAGAAGUACGUGAGGUGCUCCGUGCGGGCGCAGAUCCGGCACCUGAGGAGGGUCCUGUGCCACCGCCUGGGGCUGCCGCUGCAGCACGUGCAGAUCCUGUUCAACGGCGAGGCGCUGCCCGACCACAUGACCAUGAAGCAGCUCUGGCUCUCGCGCUGGUUUGGCAAGCCUGCACCGCUCCUGCUGCACUACAGCAUCAAGGACAAGAGGAGGUAGGGGCUGGG